UCCAAGUUCCGUUUCGUCUCGUCUGUGUCAUCUCUUUUGGGGUUUGCGACUUCAGAGAGAGGCGAAUUCUCGUUCCGCCGCCAAGAAUUUGAUUAUCCGAUCAGUUCACCGAUUAUCUCUCAGUCGCAUACCAUUUCUCACAAUCUUCUCUUCUUCAAAUCAAAGGAUAUGGCUGUUUCUGGUGCCAUCCCGACGUCGUUAUCAAAGCUCCAUUAUCCAUCUUUUUCUCCGACUACGCUGGAUUUGUUUGAGAUUCAUGCUUUUCCGAUGAAGAAUAUGAGAAUUGGAGGUGUGAUCCAGAGAGUGCGUUGCGACCUUUCUUCCUCCUCCUCCACCUUCUCGGCUUUGCAACAGCUUAAGAAGUCUUCCAUUGACAGAUACACAAAGGAGAGAAGCAGCAUUGUUGUGAUUGGACUUAGCAUCCACACUGCUCCUUUAGAGAUGCGUGAGAAGUUAGCUAUUCCUCUCGCUGAAUUGCCUCAAGCUGUCUCUGAGUUGUGUGGUUUGUAUCAUAUUGAAGAAGCUGCUGUUCUCAGUACUUGUAACCGUAUGGAGAUUUAUGUCUUGGCUCUUUCUCACCACCGUGGUGUCAGAGAAGUCACUCAAUGGAUGUCUAAGAGAAGUGGAAUCCCAGUUUCUGAGAUAUGUCAGCAUUGGUUUCUCCUGUACAACAAUGAUGCCACGCAGCAUCUGUUUGAAGUCUCAUCUGGUCUGGACUCUCUUGUCCUAGGAGAAGGUCAGAUACUCUCACAGGUCAAACAAGUCAGAGAAAAAUUACGCAGUGGGUUUGGUAUGGUUAUCCCUGGGCUGUUUGAAAAGGCUAUCACUGCUGGGAAGCGUGUUAGAACAGAGACAUGUAUCGCCUCUGGUGCUGUUUCCGUUAGCUCAGCUGCCGUUGAGCUUGCUCUCACCAAGCUUCCAACAGGAUCUGCAUCCUCUGCUGUGAUGCUGGUUGUUGGUGCAGGAAAGAUGGGGAAGCUUGUGAUCAAGCACUUGGUUGCUAAAGGUUGUACUAGAAUGGUUGUUGUGAACAGAAGCCGAGAGAGAGUUGCAGCUAUCCAAGAGGAGAUGAUGCCACUUGGCGUUGAGAUUGUUUAUAAACCCUUUGAUGAGAUGCUAGCUUGUGCUGGAGAAGCUAAUGUGAUUUUCACUAGCACAGCAUCUGAGACACCAUUGUUCUUGAAGGAACACGUUGAGUCUCUCCCUCUUAUGAAUGAUGCGAGGCUCCUUGUUGAUAUCUCUGUUCCUAGAAACGUUGGAUCUUGUGUUGAUGAACUAGACAGUGCACGGGUUUACAACGUGGAUGACCUCAAAGAAGUUGUUGCUGCGAAUAAAGAAGACAGGGCGAGGAAAGCAAUGGAAGCUAAUUAUAUAAUAACAGAGGAGUCUAAGAAGUUUGAAGCGUGGAGGGACUCACUGCAGACGGUUCCAACGAUCAAGAAGUUGAGAAGAAAAACAGAGAGAAUCAGAGCUGCUUCGGUUGAGAAGUUCAUGUCGAGAUAUGGUAAAGACAUGGACAAGAAGACGAAGGAAGCAGUAGAUGAUCUAACCCGAGGUAUGCUGAACAAGAUCCUGCACGGUCCAAUGAAACAUUUGAGAUGCGAUGACGGUGAGAACAGAGAGCUGCCUGAGACGCUAGAGAACAUGGAGGCUCUCAACAGAAUGUUUGAACUCGAACUAGAGUUACUCGAGGAGAAGAUCAGAGCAAAGAUGGAACAAAAAUAGAGAGGCAUCCGAUUUUUCUUAUUUACGUAGAAGUCAGACGGCACGCAUUUGUUAUAAAACAAACUUGUUGAGUCCAGAGUGAACAUGUCCUUAUUGAUUGAUGUCUUUGAUGACAAGUAAACCACAAUUGUUUUAUUACCACAGUUUUUUAACUCCUGCGUUCGAAAGAGUGAUAAUUGGUAUGAA
Molecule: messenger RNA, 1911 nt
Organism: Eruca vesicaria subsp. sativa (arugula)
Lineage: Eukaryota; Viridiplantae; Streptophyta; Magnoliopsida; Brassicales; Brassicaceae
Source: the annotation of a GenBank genome assembly